Molecule: messenger RNA, 1056 nt
Organism: Gracilinanus agilis (Agile Gracile Mouse Opossum)
Lineage: Eukaryota; Metazoa; Chordata; Mammalia; Didelphimorphia; Didelphidae
Product: V-type proton ATPase subunit d 1-like
Exons: 1
Coding region: 1-1056 (351 amino acids)
Biological process (GO): proton transmembrane transport; vacuolar acidification; vacuolar transport
Cellular component (GO): lysosomal membrane; proton-transporting V-type ATPase, V0 domain; vacuolar proton-transporting V-type ATPase complex
Molecular function (GO): proton-transporting ATPase activity, rotational mechanism
Source: RefSeq, a predicted model, not a curated record
AUGUUUUCUUUCGCUGAGCUCCACUUCAACGCAGACAACGGCUACUUGGAGGGGCUGGUCCGGGGCUUAAAGACGGGCUUGCUAACCCACUUCGAUUACACAAACCUGGUGCAGUGCGAGUCGCUGGAGGAUCUGAAACUCCACCUCCAGACUACAGCCUACGGGAACUUCCUGGCGAAUGAGGUCUCCCCACUCUCUGUGUCCAUCAUUGACGACAGAAUGAGGGAGAAGAUGGUGUCAGAGUUCUUCUACCUGAGGAACCAGGCGUAUGAACCGCUGAGCAAGUUCCUGGACUUCAUCACCUACAGCUACAUGAUCGACAACGUCAUCCUGCUGUUAACGGGCACCCUCCACGAGCGCUCCAUCUCCGAGCUCAUGCCCAAGUGCCACCCUCUGGGCCACUUUGAUCAGAUAGAGGCCGUGAACAUCGCUCAGACACAAGAAGAACUGUACAACGCUAUCUUGGUGGACUCUCCGCUCGCUAUCUUCUUCCAGACCCACUUUUCCAAGGAGGAGCUCCAGCAGCUGAACAUCGAAAUCCUCCGCAACACGAUGUACAAAUCCUACCUGGAGUCUUUCUAUCAGUUCUGCACCCUGCUGGGGGGCACCACAGCAGAGGUCAUGAAUCCCAUCUUGGAAUUUGAGGCCGACCGCAGGGUCUUCAUCAUCACCAUCAACUCGUUUGGCACCGAACUCUCCAAGCAGGCCCGGGCCAAACUCUUUCCGAAUUGUGGGCUGCUCUACCCGCAUGGUCAGGCCCUGCUGGCACAGGCGACUGAGUUCAAGGAGGUCAAAGCUGUGGCCGACUUCUACCCACAAUAUAAAGAGCUUUUUGAAGCGGUUGGCUCCAAUGCUGGAGGUAAGACCUUGGAGGACCGAUUCUUUGAGCACGAGGUGAACCUGAACAAGCUGGCCUUUCUCAGACAGUUCCACUUUGGCAUCUUCUACGCUUUCGUGAAGCUUAAGGAGCAGGAGUGCCGGAAUGUUGUGUGGAUUGCUGAGUGCAUCGCCCAGAACCACCGCAACAAGAUCAGAAAUUACAUUGACAUCUUCUAG